GAGAAUACUUUCUUUCCCUAACUCCAAUCCUCCAACGCCUGCCGGAAUUUCUUCUUCACCGCCGAAAAAAGUAGCUUCGCAAGCCGCCGAAGAGGAUGUCAGCUCGCCAGUUGAAGAAAGUUCUGGAAGAACAAGAAGCUACACAGCAGCAACAGGAGGAGCUGCUGAACCGGAACGAUGAGUCUGAAUCCCCUGAGUCAUCUGUCCCAGCACAGAAUCCCUUUGAUCUUCUCAUGGAUGACAAUGACAGCGAUGAUCACCACGACUCAGACAAGGGAGAUGAAGUGGAAGCUGCUCAUGCAUCUCGAUAUCAAAAUGUAAAUGAAAAACAUCCUUCAAUGGUAAAAGCUUCUGUAACCUCGAUUUCGUUGGCAAACCAAAAAUCAAAGAAAAAGAAAAAGAAGAAGUCGAAGGCAGAUUUAUCAUCAAAUGUUGAAGAUCAUGAAAGAUCCUGUAAUGUGACAUUGGAAAAUCUAUCUCUUGAAGUCGAUUCUUCUAGCCAACAGCGUAUUGCUUCAUAUAGCAGAAAAGCCAAGUCUGCAAAUAUAAGUGGCAAAGACAGUAUCGUGAAGCAGUUGAAACCCUCUAUUCUACAAGUUGAUCCCAAAUUUCUCAGUGCAGAAAAUGAGUUACGAAGGAUAUUUGGUUCUAAGGUAGUGAAUUCAUUUGAAAAAGGGCAUCAAGCUGGAAAUUCCAGGCAGUCACUUACUGGUCGGCGAGGGAGUUACAGUCAUAGAAGGACUAUUCUUGUUUCUCCGUCUGAACACUGGCCUCGAUGGGAUGGGUCUUUGUCUAUGGAGCUUUUAGAGAGCAGCAAUGGGGUCAAUUAUUUCCGGUAUGUACAUUCACCAUCUUACAGCCAAGCCCAGAGAGCAUUCGAAGCUGCCAAGGCAAUCCACGACCUUAAUGGAAUUGCAAGCAUUUUGUUGCAGCACCCUUAUCAUAUAGAUUCCCUCAUAACGUUGGCAGAGUAUUUUAAAUUUUCGGGGGAACAUCAAAUGUCAGCUGAUGCAACAGCUAAGUGCCUUUAUGGUUUGGAAUGUGCAUGGCACCCAAUGUUCACUCCUUUGCAGGGCAACUGCCAAUUGAAAUAUAGCCAUGAGACCAACAAGCCCCUCUUCUCUACACUUUUUACUCACAUGAAAAACAUGGAUAGGCGUGGCUGCCACCGUUCUGCUCUUGAAAUUUGCAAAUUAUUGCUUUCUCUAGAUUCAGAUGAUCCAGUCGGAGGCCUGUUCUGCAUCGAUUAUUUUGCUCUUAGGGCAGAGGAGUAUUUGUGGCUGGAAAGAUUUUCUGAAGAGUAUGGAAGUGACAACUCCCUUUGGUUAUUUCCAAAUUUUUCUUUUUCCCUUGCCGUUUGUCGGUUUUACCUUGAAAAAAAGGAAGACACAGGAGAUGUGGAUAAGACAGAUGGAAAGGCUUCAUCAAAUGAUCUCAUGAAACAGGCCUUGAUGCUGCAUCCAUCAGUAUUGAAGAAAUUAGUGAAUAAGGUGCCUUUGAAAGAGCAGGUGUGGACAAGCAUACUUCAGUAUAGUUUCUUUAAAUCUGAGCAAUCAGGAAGCCCAACGUUGGAUCACUUGAUCAGCAUGUAUGUUGAAAGGAGUUAUCUUGUAUGGAGGCUUCCUGAUCUGCAAAAGUUUCUUCGUGACUCUGCUCAUUCAGUCAUUGCAACUCUGAAAGACAAAGGAACUGAUGCAAAUGAUUGGGCUUGCGUGAGGAAAGAGGCCUUUUCAUCCGAGAAAAAUGAGUACCGGCAUCUCCUGAUAUCAGAUUUCUCUGAUUCUGUGCCAACUAUGCCACCUGAUAAUUUGCAAAACUUCAUGGUUGAUCCAAGGAUGAGAGAGGUCCAGAAUGCUGAACAAGUUGGGGGGCGUCCUUUUCCCGCUCGUGCUCCCCGGGAUUUAACAAACCGAAAUGCACUAGCUGUCCUACUCGAGUCUAUGCUACCUUGGUUUGACUACGGACAAGGAGAAGGCGAGCACAACGAGAAUGAUCAUCAUGACCAGGCCAAUUAAGAUUAGACUAAGAUGUUCGGUUGUAGAGAAAUGGGUUUUUAAAGCAGGGAUAACAAAUCUAGGAAAGAUAUAUCAAUACGAGCAUUCUUUCGAUAAUAAUAAAAGGUUUGUUUGCAUUAUCAUCAUUCAUAUUCUUGUUGAUGGGCUGUGGAAUUUAAUCUUCUUUUUCGGCAAUUUUCUUUUGUUU
Molecule: messenger RNA, 2202 nt
Organism: Coffea eugenioides
Lineage: Eukaryota; Viridiplantae; Streptophyta; Magnoliopsida; Gentianales; Rubiaceae
Product: transcription factor 25-like
Exons: 5
Coding region: 96-2015 (639 amino acids)
Cellular component (GO): RQC complex
Source: RefSeq, a predicted model, not a curated record